Messenger RNA from Rattus rattus (black rat), 2419 nucleotides. It is a transcript of the gene Srsf10, whose product is annotated as serine and arginine rich splicing factor 10. Bases 1 to 765 code for a protein of 254 amino acids. The record is from RefSeq and is a predicted model, not a curated record. The transcript is spliced from 7 exons. NCBI's taxonomy places the organism in Eukaryota, Metazoa, Chordata, Mammalia, Rodentia, Muridae. Gene Ontology annotation, molecular function: RNA binding.
AUGAACAGAAGCGAGGCCGCGGCGCGAGCGUCAGGCCCGCGGCGCGCGCACGCGCACGCCCCGAGAUCUCGCGGGAAAAAGCCGUUGUCCCCGCCGGUGCUGCGAGGUGGGAGGGGGCCUGGAGGCGGGAGCGAAGUCUCGCGAGAAGAGGCAGUUGCCGUAGCGGAGCCCUCUGGCGCCGCCGGCCCAGAGUCCUGCCGCCAUCAUGUCCAGAUACCUGUGUCCCACCACCCCCACCCCUCAUCUCUGUUCGUCAGAAACGUGGCGGACGACACCAGGUCUGAAGAUUUACGUCGGGAAUUUGGUCGUUAUGGUCCAAUAGUAGAUGUUUAUGUUCCACUUGAUUUCUACACUCGACGUCCAAGAGGAUUUGCAUAUGUUCAAUUUGAGGAUGUUCGUGACGCUGAAGAUGCUUUACAUAAUUUGGACAGAAAAUGGAUUUGUGGGCGUCAAAUUGAAAUACAGUUCGCACAGGGGGAUCGGAAGACACCAAAUCAAAUGAAAGCCAAGGAAGGGAGGAAUGUAUACAGCUCUUCACGAUACGACGAUUAUGACCGAUAUAGACGUUCUCGAAGCCGAAGUUAUGAAAGGAGGAGAUCAAGGAGUCGCUCCUUUGAUUAUAACUAUAGGAGAUCUUACAGUCCUAGAAACAGUAGACCGACUGGAAGACCACGGCGUAGCCGAAGCCAUUCCGACAAUGAUAGACCAAACUGCAGCUGGAAUACCCAGUACAGUUCUGCUUACUACACUUCAAGAAAGAUCUGAAAGCGGAAAAAAGAACCAAAGAAGGGCAGUUGAAGCGACCAAAGGGUGGGUGGAAGGUGCUGCAGUAUGAAUACUGUACGAAUAUUUUGACUCUGGUCUGAAAAGAUAAAAGAAUUAUCGAAAACUACAUGGAAUAAUUGAAGUCCCUUCAAGUUUGAAAGUAAGCAUUUUAGGACAAAUAAAAGGAAAUUCAACUUUGUACUUGUGGAAACUAAUCCCUAAAUAUGAACAGGUUUAUAUUGACUCAUGGGUAGCCGAUCCAUGAUAAGUUACUGGAAACUAGGAUGUCUGAAUAUCAAGGAAGACAGCCAUAGUCUCUUAACAGUGCCUCUCUUGGUCUGUCUCAAAUUAAAUUUGGAUGGUAAAGGUGUGGUCCAAUAUAAAGUUUUUCCUAGUUAUCUCUUAAAAGUCAGUUCCACGUAAUGCCAAUGUUGGCAAAUCUUGCCUUUGUUUAUUCCAGUGCCAGUAUUUUCUGCUUAACUGUUUGUUUAGUUGGCAUCUGAGUUUAUUUACUUAUAUACGACAUACAGUUUACAUCUAACCACUCCUUCCCAGGCUGAUUCCACUUAUACUUGAUAUCCACCAUGAGGGCCCAUCUCUUCUCACCUCCUGUGUAGACAGUGUGUUCAACAGAUACUUACUGAACCCUUACUAUGGGUAAGACAUACUGGAUAAUUGGAGGGGAGAACAGAUUAUUUAGUAAAAUCUACUGAGCACAAUCUAGUGAAUCAUUACAGUAUGACCUUAUUAUCUUGAGGUGUAUUAUGGUAAUUUAUACCACUCAUAUCCUAGUGUAAUUAUAAACCCAAUAUACUAUCAAAGGAAAGUAAUUUUAUGGUUGUCUGCCAUUUAAAAGUAUCUAGCAUUUGUUGUAUCCCAUUACUACAAAUAAUGAAGAAAGCCUGUGAUAAGCUGAUCUGUUGUGCAGUGAUUAAUAUACUAGAGUAAGAUGAAGUUGUUAACUCUUGGCUCUGUCAAACAAAUAGAUAACCCCCAAAAUAACAAGUACUUAACUUUACAUUAAAGCAGACCCUGGGUGCUAUAAUUAGAUUACUUUGAGGCAGACAGCUGUUAUCCCAAUGGACUUAGUAUAUUCUGUAUUAAAGAAAGUGUUUACCGGGAUAAGACUUUUUAGGAUCUACUUGUACAUUUUAUAGGGGACAUAUUCUGUGUAUAGUUAAUAAAUAACUUUAUAGUGUCACAAAUGUUUUCGGAUUCUUUAGUUCCUUAUUAGGAUAUGAAGCUUGUUUAUCCUAACAUUAAUUCCAUCACAUUCGGAUUUCUUGUUGUAUUUUUGCCACAAUUUAAAACUAUGUCAAAAUCUGAAAUCUGGAAACAGUGUUAAGCCUUUGACCAUUUUUUUUUUAAUGUAGUAAGAUUACACAUAAAUGAAGGGAACGGUAAAAUGAAGGUCAUUUGUGGGGUUUUUGUUUUUGGGGUUUUUGGGUUUUUUUGGUUUUUUUUUGUUUUUUUUUUGUUUUUUUUUUUUUAUUUAAACUUUUUUCAGCCUGCCCAAACUCAAAAAGGUGGCAGGUACCAGGUGAGAAUUAUAAAUUUUGGCUUCGUUUUUGUUGCUAUUUUUAUUUUGAAUCAAGCUGGAAAUGCUUUUAAAGUUUUAUUUUCAAGGACACAAUAAAAAUUGAUAAAAACUGAA